AUGCUUGGAAUCGUGUAUGGACUACAGAAAUUCAAUGAGUAUGUGUGUAAAACAGUGUUAGUGGAAACAGACCACAAACCACUAGAGAGCCUGUUUAAAAAAUCAUUGUCGAGUGCACCUCCACGACUUCAACGCAUGAUGUUGAAAGUUCAGCAACAUGACUUAGUGGUGAAAUACAAAGCUGGCAAGGAACUCUACAUUGCGGACACAUUGUCGAGAUCGACAGGAUCAGAUCCAGCUGAGGAGCAGGAGGAAACAAGUGAAACCAAAAAAGACCCUGUUCUCAUGAAACUGAAGGACACAGUUCUACAGGGAUGGCCAACAAACCGGAAGGAUUUAGACAGCGAACUUAGUCCAUACUGGAACUUUAGAGAUGAGAUAAGCAUUGUUGAUAGCUUAUUGUUAAAAGGAGAUCGUAUCAUUACACCAGAGCAACUUAGACCCCAGAUGUUGAAAAUCCUGCACAGCAGUCACCUGGGACAAGAAAAAUGUAUACAGCGAGCUAAAUCAACAUUGUUUUGGCCAGGAAUAAUCAUGCAGUUGAAGAACAUGACAGAACAGUGCAACAUUUGCAACCGCUACAGAAAUGCGCAGCAAAAGGAGCCAAUGAUACCACAUGAGAUCCCAAAUCGUCCUUGGCAGAAAGUUGCAGCAGACAUUAUGUUUUUUGGGAAUACAAGAUACUUGAUAACUGUUGACUACUUCUCAAAGUUCAUAGAAGUCAACCGCUUACAAGAUGGGAAAGCCGCCACCGUUAUCAACAUUCUGAAGUAA
This is a messenger RNA of Saccostrea cuccullata (small rock oyster), 774 nucleotides long. RefSeq lists its product as uncharacterized. The transcript has 2 exons. The record is from RefSeq and is a predicted model, not a curated record. NCBI's taxonomy places the organism in Eukaryota, Metazoa, Mollusca, Bivalvia, Ostreida, Ostreidae. The coding region runs from base 1 to 774 and encodes 257 amino acids.